Messenger RNA from Telopea speciosissima, 2402 nucleotides. Its product is annotated as separase-like. Bases 217 to 2361 code for a protein of 714 amino acids. Gene Ontology annotation, biological process: proteolysis; meiotic chromosome separation. The record is from RefSeq and is a predicted model, not a curated record. Gene Ontology annotation, cellular component: mitotic spindle; cytoplasm; nucleus. NCBI's taxonomy places the organism in Eukaryota, Viridiplantae, Streptophyta, Magnoliopsida, Proteales, Proteaceae. Gene Ontology annotation, molecular function: cysteine-type endopeptidase activity. The transcript has 10 exons.
UGGAUGAAUGUUAUUUAGACAGUUUUUCAAGCAUGACUAUAUGACUACUAUUUAGACUGUAACUGAAGACCUUGUAUUCUAUUUAUCUUCCAUGAAAUGCAUUCAUCACUCUGAAGAUAACAUAUACUUUAUGUUUGGCAGGUUGCUACGUGGUACUCCAUAAAUGACAUUCUUGAUCUUAUAUUUUAUUGUGCUAAUAAAUGCCGAACUGUAAAGAUGGAUAUGUGUAGAGAUGUUGCAAAACAUCUAAAUGAAGCUGCAAGUGAUUUCCUUCAGCAGGGUUUGACACCGGUUGAUUUGAUUGUUAGUCUUUAUGCUGCUGCAUUGUAUGUUGAUAAUGAUGUUGAAUCCAGAGGUUCAAAGGAUGAAUGCGUAGUUAAAAGUUUGCUUGACAGUGGAGCUAAUCUGCAACACAUUGCUGCCUUGCUUGCUUCAUUAGAAAGUUACUUUUAUAUUGAUGGGAAUGAGAAUGGUGUAACCCACUGCAGUACAGAAGAGAAUUCCGUGGGUACACUUCGUCCAGUCAUGGAAUCUAAUGUUCAACACUCAAAAACUUGUUGCCAUAGGCAUGGAGAAGUUUCCCUGUUCUCCUACUUAAAUGCUUUGGAGUGCUUGUGCAAGCCAUUUUCUGAACUAGUAAAUACAGCAAAGAAACAUAUCCUUGCUGAAUCUGCAGUUGAUCUAUGUUCUGAUAAGCUACAUUAUAUUCAGGAUGCAUUCCAUAGAUUUUGGAAAGUGUUUCUCAUGUGUUCCAGGUGCAGGUGUACAUCUGAAACUGGGAGAGAGAGGUUUCAUGAGAGCCAGAAAACAUUGCUUUGUGUUGCAGUAGCAGAUUUCACAGUCUCUAUCAGGACAAGAAAAGACAUUCAGAGGAGUGCAGAUUGCAUCGAUCAAAUUACUUCAAUGAAGUGGAUUCAGUUUCAUGAGCUAAAAUAUCUCCUCACCUCUCUCUAUAACAUUGGUGUGAUUUUAUACAGAUCCAACCAAGUAAAACAGGCUUCAGUGGCUUUAGAAUUAUGCUGUAGAGCAUCAUGGAUUUGUGUUUCUCUCCUCUGCAAGACAUUUAGGGACAAGUCAGAGGGGAUUCAAGAGGAACUAUCUGAAGAUUCUAUUAUAGAGUUCGUUGUUGAGACAUGUAGAAAAAACGCAUUUCUUCUGGAUGUUCUCCAUCAAUGUGGAAGCCCUGAUGUAGACACAAGCAUUGUAAAUAGCCUUUUGAAUUGGUGCACUGUUGGAAACUAUCUUGAAAGGUUGAGUGGUCCCGCACCCUUGGUGAAACAAUGGGUUAAGAUUAAGUGCAAAGAAUUUAGGGGAGCCGAUGUGGAAGAUUAUGCUCCUACUUUAUAUUCUUUGCUGUUAAAGACUUCUCCAACAUGGUCAAAAAAGACGACUGGCAUCAUUUUAGAGCAGGAGCUUUUUAUGUAUGAAGAAAUGAAUUCCAGUUAUCCGAAACUAUGCCAGAAAAUGCAACUGAAAAUUAUGGAUAUUCUUCUCUUUGAUGUUUAUAUAACAAAGGACGAUUUCUUAGAAAAUUCAAGGGUCCUUAUUUGGAAAGGAAGAGUAUUAAGGGCUUGUGAGAGUGAAGACCUUCAAAUUUGUAUUCAGUGUUUUUCGGAGGCUAUUUAUAUACUUGACGAAGUAUUUUCUAAAUCUUCUGUCAACAGUGCUUUGACUUGCCAUCAAUUAGCACUUGCACAUUGCUUGCGGGCACUUUGUACCCAGGAGGCUGAGCCAAACUCCGAGGUAAUCUUGCAUGAUAUUCAUCAUGCACUAGAGCUAUGGUCGAAUAUAGUCAUUCCAAGGCAUUGUCCUGCAGAUGAGCUCUGUGAGUUGGUGACUAAAAAUGCAAUGCCGUUACUAUAUCAAGUUUCUGAUUUGUUAUCACUGAAGGGUCACAUGCAUUUCCAUUAUGAAAUUUACAAGCUCAUCAUCAUACUACUAAAGCGAAAAAAUGUUCCUCUUGAAAAGAGUGUAGCAAUGCUAUGGGCAGAUAGAAGACUGACCCACGCCCUUUGUGUUUCACCAGUUUAUGAGAACUUCAUCUUGAAAUUCUCAGAACAUUUUGGUGUUAAUUCCGACUCUGUUGGUUUCUGGGUUAAUUGUUUAAAGGAUUCAGAGCCACUACUGGUUGGAUUUCAGCAGAAGUUCUCACUUUCUCAUUCCAUUUCCCCUCAAGAAAAUCAUCCUGAAAAUUCUUUGGGUUCUGAUAUCAACAUUAAUGAAGUAAAAAAGGCUGCAAUGGAUCUCUUGUCAAGUGUAAGAUCUCUUGAAAUAUCACAUCCUGAUAAUUGUUUUUCGUUUAUGCUAACCAUGGCAAUCAUAGUGUUAACCCUUUUUCGUUUCCCUCCCAAUUUGUGCUAGGUUCCAGUGUGCAGUCGUUCCAGUUUUCUUGCUGGGCAUCU